AUGAGUGUGCGAGAGGGAAAAAAUCUAAUCGCCGAUCUUAAAGAUUUAGCACUGGGGCCCGACGAAUUGGCCGACGAUCUAGCCGGUCGACCAACAGAUAUAGACGGACAAGUGAUCGCUCAACGUAAGGAUAAAAUUGAUGUAUUAUGGACAGAGUUUAAUGAAGAUACACAAGAACAGAACACAUCAAUUUCAAAGGUUGAUACAUAUUCGGGCAAAAUGAUUACUAUAUCAGAAGUUCGUGAGUUCGCUGGAAAGUUAAUAACGCAAGUACCCGAAGACUCUGAAGAUGCUAAAGCUUUCCUUACUAGUCAGAUAAAGGAUAACAACAUAACACAACCAAACCACAUGCAAGAUGUUUCUUCAUCGUUAAAAGAAAAAAAUCUUUCAAUAAAUCAAAUUUCAUUACCAUCGGAUUCUUCAUCUUCAUCUUCAUCUAUUAAAAAAAGCCAGUCACCUAUAGCAUCUGCAAUUUCAGAGCGUGGAAAAUUUGGUAAACCAAAGCCAACCCUUGGGCAACUUGCUGCAUCACUUAGUAAAAAACCAAAAAAGCUAAAUACUUUGGAGAAAUCAAAGAUAGAUUGGAAACAAUACGUAGACAAGGAAGGAAUCGCUGAUGAACUCAAGUAUCAUAAUAAGAAUGGGUACGUUAUUUAUCCGUAA
Racocetra fulgida is the source of this 663-nucleotide messenger RNA. NCBI's taxonomy places the organism in Eukaryota, Fungi, Glomeromycota, Glomeromycetes, Diversisporales, Gigasporaceae. The record is from the annotation of a GenBank genome assembly.